GAUAGCCUGGAAAGAGAAGAGAGAGAGAGGCAGAGAAAUGCAGUUAAUUUCUAUUGUUUGUUAUUUUUAAUCAGUACAGUACAUCAUAUACAGUUUUCAUAAUCACCGAUUUUUGGGAAAAAAAAAAAUGGAAAUCUUUUUCGCAGUUCGCAGUUAAUCGAUAGCAUAUGGACAGUCACAAAAAAAAAGAGCACUGUAAAAAUGGCGACCCCCACGUUCUUUCCUCAUCAUCUGCUCAUCAUCAUCAUCACCAACUCUAUUACUACUGUACUUAAUUCUUCUACUUGUUCUAUUUUGAUGAAUUCUCAGCCAUCUCACCAAUACCCGGACCAAGACUGCCUACCUGUAGUACCACCAUUUUCCUCUUCCUCUCACUACUCCAUGAGUACUAUUGUACGUAUUACUCCUUUUUCCAUAUCCAAAUCCAAGCACUUUCUACUCUAAUCAUGAUAAACUUUCCCAAACUGUUUCCUUCACUAUUCCCCCUUUCCAAGUUUUGCUUUCUUCCCUUUCUCCUCUCUCUGGUUUCACUUCUUUUCUUACUGGAUUUGGCAUCUGGGAUCGGCUCCAUGGGCCCUAUUUCGGCUUCUUACGGCCAAAAUGGCGUCUUUUGCGCCAUUGAUGCCAGUGGCAGACAAGAAGUCAUUUGUUGGGGCAAUAAGACCAAUACUUCUGUGUCUACCAGCGCAUCGCUUUACCCUGCUGAUUUACCUCCGAUGGCGGCCCUCUCCGGCGGAGCUGGGUUCCUGUGCGGCAUUGUGGCGAACACCUCACAGGCUUAUUGCUGGGAUUCUAAGGGAUCGAAUAGUGAUCUUGUUCCUCCGAGCUAUAAAACGAAUUCUUAUUUCCACAUUGCGGCUGGCACCACUCACGUGUGUGCUAUUAGAGGGUCUUACUACUCGGAAAGUCAUUGGGGAAGUGUUGAUUGUUGGGAUAUUUUUCGACAUUCCAACGAUUAUUUAAGCUCAAAUCCAAGUUAUCUGGAUCAGAAUGUAAGUACUCUGGUUUUCCAAAAGGUGGUUUCUGGUAAUGGGUUCAGCUGUGGAGUCGCGAGACAAGGCGGGAUUGUGUGUUGGGGCCCAAAUUCCUCGAGAUUGGGAGUUCCUGUUACACAGGGCAACUUUGUUUCUCUGGCUGCCGGAUUUGAUUCCGUCUGUGCAGUCCCGGAAAAUUCCGGUGGAACCAAAUGUUGGGGUUUUAAUUCAUCCUUUGUGACUCCACCUUCUGGGAUCCGGUUAGUUUCAUUGACUGCUGGGGCCCGACAUUUUUGUGGAAUCCGAGAAGACGAUCAUGGGAUUGAGUGCUGGGGGAACUUCAAUUCGUCCUUGAUUCCAAAGGGUUCUGGUUUCCUUGCCAUUGCUUCCUCGGAUUACGUGAGUUGCGGAAUCAGGGAAGCUGAUUUAGUGCUGGAUUGCUGGUUUGCCAGCGGCUCUCCUCCAAUCGAUUAUGAUCCUCCUCUGCAGUUGUGCAGCCCGGGUUUGUGCACUUCUGGUUCCUGUGGUGAAGGCAAGUUUGCGUUCAAUGCCAGCUUCCUGAGCGAACCAGAUCUGACCAGCUUGUGCCUCAGGAAAGAUCUUAAGAUUUGCUCUCCCUGCGGGUCGAAUUGCAGUGAAGGAUACUUUCCAUCUAGUCCUUGCACUGAGAAUGCUGACCGGGUUUGUACCGCUUGUACGCUCUGCCAGAACAGCUCUUGUUGGGAUGUCUGCGGGAUGCAAUCUUCCCCUGAAUUCAAGCAUCAGCAUUUGCAUCAAUUCCAUCAAUUGCUGAUCAUAAUUGGGUCCUCUGUUGCUGGUUUCUUGUUGAUUUUAGUUGCCUGGUACCUUUUACCCCGUGUUUUACCUACAAAAAACAAAGAAGGCAAGAAGGGAACAUUUGCUUGUUGUUUUGGUGCUAAGCCUCAGCCGGAAGUUGAAGCUGUUAGUGAUGUGAUUCCACCUGCGGCUAUAGUCCAGUGUCCUGGAAUAGCUCAAGUUUUUCGGCUUUCGGAACUAAAGGAUGCGACUAAUGGCUUUAAAGAGUUCAAUGAACUUGGUAGGGGAAGCAAUGGUUUUGUCUACAAAGCUGUUUUACCAGAUGGGAGGCAAGUGGCGGUAAAGAGAGCCAAUGCUGCCACCAUAAUCCAGACGAAUAGCCGGGAGUUUGAGAUGGAAUUGGAGGUCCUAUGUAGUGUCCGGAAUGGUAAUAUUGUGAACUUGUUGGGCUAUUGUGCAGAGAUGGGAGAAAGGAUUCUAGUUUAUGAAUAUAUGCCUCAUGGGACUCUCCAUGAUCACCUUCAUGGGGGUCUUGCUCCUUUAAAUUGGCCGCUGAGGUUAAAGAUUGCAAUGCAAGCUGCAAAGGGACUGGAAUACUUGCACAACGAAGUUGUUCCUCCUAUAGCGCACCGUGAUGUUAAGAGUUCGAAAAUCCUUCUGGAUGCUGACAUGGGGGCAAGAAUUACUGAUUUUUCUCUUAUUGCUCCAAGCGAGAGCGAUCUCAAUCAAGAUAAGAGAGCUGAUGUUUAUAACUUUGGAAUUGUUUUAUUAGAGAUUCUUAGUGGAAGGAAAGCUCAUGACACGGAAUGUGAUCCUCCGAGCAUUGUUGAUUGGGCAUUGCCUCUGAUUAGACAUGGCAAGGCUGCUGCCAUCAUCGAUCGCUAUAUAGCUUUGCCCAGAAAUGUCGAACCCCUGCUUAAACUUGCCGAUAUUGCAGAGCUUGCUUUAAGGGAAGAUCCGAGCAGACGGCCCAUUAUUUCAGAUUUCGCACUUAUGUUGGAGCUACUAGUGAAGGAAGGGUUGAUAUUGUAGCAACAAGUUUAGAUUUUUAGAACUUUUUUUUUCCCUCCGAUUUUUUGAUCUAGUGAAGUUUUAUACAGACGUUACACAUAGACAGAUUCUGGUUAGCAUUGGUCUUCGGCAACUGUAUAUUUUGUAUGAGAUUCUUGUAAGUACCUCUUGUUUUCAAAGAAGAAAGGAUUUUCAAAUGUACCCCUUGUUUUGUCACUUCAACUUCAAGCAGGAACCACUUCAAAC
Messenger RNA from Oldenlandia corymbosa var. corymbosa, 3008 nucleotides. NCBI's taxonomy places the organism in Eukaryota, Viridiplantae, Streptophyta, Magnoliopsida, Gentianales, Rubiaceae. The record is from the annotation of a GenBank genome assembly.